This is a messenger RNA of Stylonychia lemnae, 1479 nucleotides long. NCBI's taxonomy places the organism in Eukaryota, Ciliophora, Spirotrichea, Sporadotrichida, Oxytrichidae. The record is from the annotation of a GenBank genome assembly.
AUGAAAAAGAGCUUGCCUGUUAAAGAUUAAACUGAGCUAUCAUCAACUGGGAAACUAAGGCAGCUUGAUAUAAGAAAUAUUUCAAAAACAAAGUUGAAGAUAUCUAAGUUGAAAAAGAAAAUUACUCAGCCUAUGCAAAUGAAUUCUAUUUAUUAAGACAAGAGUGCCAAUUCAAAAUAUUAGUACGAUAAUGAAAAAGAAAGUCAUUAUGAAGAGGACUAAUUAAAUCACAGGCACUAGGUUGAUGAAGAAAAAGAAGAAGAAAUUGUCUAUAAAACAGGAAGAAAGAGUCCGUUGCCUCCUACUGGUGGAAGUAUGGAAAGGAUUCGAGAUUCAGAGUAUAGCAGAGGCAGUAAAACUUCUUAAUAGGACAAAAGGAUAGCGGAAUAGCCUAUUAAAAGUAGCUCAAUUUAAGAAAAAAGCUUAAAGAAAAAAAAGAAAUCUAAGAAGAAGGAAUUCGAUGAAUAAAUAGUCGGUGAUGAGAAUGUACCAAAUACCUUGUCAAAUAUGGCUUAGAUGUAAGACAUAUUUUUGAAAAAGCUGAAAAAGCUGAAAGUAAAGAACAAAGAAUUAUAAGAAGCUCAAUUAAAUAAUUAAUCUCCACCCAAGACAACAAAUCAUUCCAGAAUGGAUUUAGACACCAGAAAUGAACCUCAAUAAAUAGGCUAGAGGAAUAACAAUAGAUCAUUCGGCCCUAAAAAUUAGAAUCAAUAAUAAAACUUUCAUCCCUUAAAUUCUUUGAACCAAAUUCAUGCCGUUGAUCAAAUAGCUGCUUUAACCAACUAGAUUAUGAUGCUUUAAGAUAAAGUAAUUUAUUUAUAGGAAUCAACUGAUAAUUUUAAAAAAUCAAACUUUAUGGUCACAAAUUAGACCGACUCUCCUUUAGCAGGUGGUCUAAUUCAAAGAAACUAAUAUUAUACACCUCAAAAUAUAAACGACAGGCUUUUGCAGAAAGAAUAUUUAAGAUCACUUCAGCUUCAAGGGGGCGAUUUAUUCGCUGAGAGAAUGUCAAAGAUAAAUUUCAGAGAGUAUGCGAACAAUACAAGACUGAACAUUAAUAACAUAUCUUAUGCAAACUAAAAAGACAAGAGAGAUAGAGCAAUGAAGUACUGGAAAUCAAGAGUGAUAUCUAAUUUUCUACCUCCAAUUGACUUCAAGAAAAGAGAAGAGAUCAAUGAAAGAGUCUUAAAGCUUAAAAAUUAGAUAGCACCAAGGCCUAGUAAUAUGAGAAAUUUAGAUCGAAUAGCAAGUAAUAUGGUGUCAUCUCAAAAUGUUGGAGAAUUCAAAUUAAGUAAAGAUGAAAACUCACCGACUGAUCAUUUGAAUAACUCUAGUAGAGGCAGAUCAUAAACAAAGUAGAGUCAUCUAAAUAAUUUGGCUUCGUAAUCUUAGUCGAGCAAUAAAUUCAAAUUUCUGAAUCUAAACUAGCUUGACCAUGUAGUAGUUGAUAAAUAAUUCAAAUCAAAUUUGGAAUUAUGA